Rotaria socialis is the source of this 300-nucleotide messenger RNA. The record is from the annotation of a GenBank genome assembly. Lineage: Eukaryota; Metazoa; Rotifera; Eurotatoria; Philodinida; Philodinidae.
AUGAUAAUGUUUCCAGGACCGGUAAAUGCAAUUUGUGGACACUGUAGACAGCAGAUAUCGCGCGAUCAGCCAAGCAGACUCUGCGAUGUUUGUGAUGCAGUAUACCAUAAGACUUGCUUACCUGCAAGUCUUAAUAUGGACCCUAAUAGUGAUGAUCUUGUCCUAACCCAUGGGAAUGGUUCAACGCAUAUGAGAUGGACUCCUGAUCGCGACAUCAAAAUAGGAGAAUCGCCAGUUGAAAUAUGGCCAGCUGAAAUAGGCAUAGAUAUUCUGGGCUAUGAUCCUGUGAUUGGAACCUAA